GCCAACGCCGUACACGGCCAACGUUCGUCCGCUAGAAAGGCGGUUAUUCUCUGCCCGGCCCCCAGCUCCUCUCAGCAGCCGGCGCGUGGCCGCCCCCACCCCUCUGCAGAGUUGAGUAGUCUGCGGUUCCUUGCCGGUGAUCAACCGAGUUUGGUACCCCCCUUCCAACCCUCCCAACGAUAGGGCCCCGGCGCGCGUGAAUGAGUGGGCGGGUGUGUAUAUGUGUAUCCAUUUUUUCCUCCUCCUUCUUUCUUCACCCUCCCACAUCCCGCCUCUCAGGAAACACGCGUCUCCAAACAACCUCGGCAAGUGCUAGCAAACCCGUUUCGGAGGAGUGUUGUGUUUUCCGACCCCUUCCCACCUUCCGUUUCCUCCUUCACGGGUGCGCGUCGUCGAGACUCCAGCCCCCAGCUGGCCACACGGCCGGGCUUGGAGACCUGCGCGGCACUGCACGGCGCGCUACCUGCUGGGAGUGGUAGUUCGGGGGAAUGGUAGGCGUCACGCCCGCCCGACCCAGCGCAGAAGGGAUUUCUCGCCAGAGCCUGCGCCAAUGCCGGAGCGUGAAAGCUGCUUCUCCUACGCAAAGUCUCAUUGGGUUUGUAGCUUGAAGGGAAGGGGCGGCGCUACCAUGACAAGCUGAGAAGGAAAUUAAAGUGAAAGCCUGGCGCUACUAGAAGCGGUGACUUAAGGAAGAAUUCCCUGUGAUCCCAUCUUGCACAGCAAACUUAAGCCAAGUGAUGGCAGGCAUCCAGGAAGCUGGACUACAUAGAAUCCGGAGGAACGGAGAAACUGGCCAGCGUGAGCCCCUGAAAUCUCCUAGUGCUUGUCAUCAACUUAAAUUCAGGAAUUGCCUCGUGCGGUUUCCUUUCAUAGACUGAAACAGAGGCCCAGAGAAGGGAAGGGAUUUGGCCAAAGUCACAUAGGCGACAAGUAAAUAAAUAUUAAAGCCAAGGGUGGCAAGAGGAAUAAUUUAACUUACCGCAUCACCACUGAGCCCAAGCCUGUUUUCACCACACCCUUCAUGGAGAGGAAACCCUGGUGGUAUAGUGGUUAAGUGGCGCGGCUGCUAACCAAAAAGGUCAGCAGUUCAAAUCCACCAGGCUCACCUUGGAAACUCUUGGGGCAGUUGUAUUCUGCCCUAUAGGGUCGCUAUAAGUCGGAAUCAACUCGUGGGCAACGGGCUUGGUUUUUUGGUUUCAAAGAGCAGUGAAAAUCCGGUCACCUGUUCUCUUUAUUUCUUAAUGAAGUUUCUAGGUCCCAGCAAAGAGCGUGGAAGUAGAAACAAGUUUUUUUUUUCCUUAAAUAAUAUUAGUAAUUAAGGACCCUAACAUGGAGUGGGAGCCCCGGUGGUGCAGUGGUUAAGAGCUCAAGCUGCUAACCAAAAAGUCAGCAGUUUGAAUCUACCAGCCGCUCCUUGAAAACACUAUGGGCAGUUCUGCUCUAUCCUAUAGGGUCGCUAUAAGUCCGAAUCGACUGGACAGCAAUGGGUUUAAUGCGGAGUGAGACAAGCUCCGCGGAACCUAGAAACCCUGUUAUUUUGCAAAGUAAAAAAUUGAGUUUUAGGGAUGGCAAGCACUUUGACUGAGUCACACUUGGUCUGGACUCCAAGACUCCUACCUUCCUCCACCACCAUCACUCUUGAGAUUGCUUCAGCAGCUGCACUCUACCUUCGCUAAUUCUGCGGGGCACAUUCCACCGGCUUGGAACAUUGGAAUAGAGAGGCAAGAACCAUUCAAGUAUCCUGCAAGCUUCCACAGCCAUCUUCCAUUUAGAACUAAGAUUUUAAAAGAAUGAUCCCCCAAAGAACUAGAUGAUGCCUGACUACUACCACCAACCACUCUGACAGGGAUCACUAUAGACAGUCCUGGAUAGAGCAAGAGAAAAAUGCAGAACAAAAUUCAAAUUCGCAAAAAAAGACCAGCUUAUUGGUGUCACAGAGACUGGAGGGCUCCCUCCACACCACAUUGGCCCUCUACACCUUGGUAACUCAGAACUGAAGCCACUUCCGAAGUCCAUCUUCCAGCCUAAGGUAAAACAAUAACACAGCCAGAAGAACAUGUUAAUCAGAACUGCCUGGCAUCUUCCUGAACAAGACUUCGAAUAGAGCCCAGAAUGCUUCACUUUAUCCAGAAAUUUUCUCAAGCAUCUUCAAAGAUGCUGAAGUACCCUUUCACAGUGGGACUAGGAGCCAGCAGGAGAAUAGAUAAACUUUUUCUUACGACAUCAUUCCAGCAGAACUUUCCUCCUUUGUUUCCAAGGCCUUGGCUCUUGUCAUCAUUUCCAGUGUGUAUGAGCAAAACACAGUGUUAUCAUACUUCCCCACGCUGUUUUAAGGAAAAGCAGAAGCAACCAGAUCUUCCAGCAAGGUCACGAAGCACCAUCACUUACCUGUCUGAUAGUCCAAAGUCAGCUCUAUACAUAACUUUGGCAGGACUGGUCCCCUUUGUUGCUCCACCACUGGUCAUGGUGAUGACAAAGACUUAUAUCCCUAUAUUAGCUUUUACUCAGAUGGCUUAUGGAGCCAGUUUCCUAUCUUUCUUGGGAGGGGUCAGAUGGGGUUUUGCUCUGCCAGAAAAUAGUCCAGCACAACCAGACUUCCUUAAUUUAGCUAAUAGUAUAGUUCCUGUUGUGUUUUCAUGGUUUGCCUUCCUUAUUUCUGAAAGACUCAGUGAAGCUAUAGUCACAGUAAUAAUAGGUUUAGGAAUAACAUUACAUGUUGAACUUUUUCUCUUGCCUCAUUAUCCCAGUUGGUUCAAAGCCCUAAGGAUAGUAGUCACUUUAGUGGCCUUUUUUUCAUUUGUAAUCACUUUGCUUCUUAAGGAUACUUAUCCAGAGAAAGGACCCAAGAAACCUGGUCAAGUAGUAUAAAUAUAAAACCACUCUGGAGAUACCAUUAGUGUGUUGGCUGUAAGCUUUGUAUGGCUGCAUUUUGACGUUACCUUUUUCUGCUUCUCUUUUCUUCCACCAACGGUAAUUCUUCACAGAUUGUUUUUCAUAUCUGGAAAUACUUAUUUCAUAGUACCUUGGACAAGAGCUUAAAAACCCCUCACAACUCCUAUUCGUGUCACAUUAGGUUAUAGUCCUUAUUCCGUCUUUAUGAGUUACAUAGUCAUCCACUUAGAUAUAUCUAUUUCAAUGUUUUAAUUGUCUUGAAAAUAGUAAAAUUAAAAAAGGCCCUCUUGCUAGAGUUUAUUAUUUAAAAAAAAAAAAAGUACAAUUUCCCAAUUCAAGAGGAAAACCUGUUGAAUCCAAGACCAUCUGAAGAUAACAGGUGGUUUCAGUGUGAUGUUUCAUGAAGUUGCCUCUGGGAAUUGCAUAUCCAGGCCCAUUUUACCUGGUGACAUGACAUGAGCUGAAAGGAUUUGUGACUCUAAAGCCAACAGGAGCAGUGUCAUAAGGGAAAGCCAAGUUCAAGAAAAUACUGGACACGUUUUUUAGUUUUUAAUCAGGAUAUUUGGCAUAGUAUAGAUGCAGCUUAUCCCCUUUGUUAUCACCAAACAUGUAACACAAGCUGAUCAAAAACAUUUAAAAUAAUAAAGCCACUAAAAAAAAAAACAAACCCAGUGCCGUCCAAUCGAUUUCUGGCUCA
This is a messenger RNA of Loxodonta africana (African savanna elephant), 3589 nucleotides long. RefSeq names its product transmembrane protein 69 (gene TMEM69). The record is from RefSeq and is a predicted model, not a curated record. The transcript has 3 exons. NCBI's taxonomy places the organism in Eukaryota, Metazoa, Chordata, Mammalia, Proboscidea, Elephantidae. Bases 2113 to 2868 code for a protein of 251 amino acids.